CUACAACACUCUACAAAAACUUACAACAAACCACAUACACCUUACAAAGUUCAGAUUUUAAUAUUUUUGCAAAACGGUAAUAUACUCGAUCAUCUUUGCAAAAUAAUAGUUUUGGAUUUCGAUUAAAAUAAAUAAAAAGCACAUGGCAAUUUUUGCAUUUUCUCAAUUAUUGUAUGGGCGUUCACACCCUUUUUCAGCUGGUCGCAUAGUGAACGAAGCAGAAACCUCCAGAAAUUCAUGACGGUGGCCAUCGCCCAUCACCAAUCACAGCAAAACUUAUGGCCCGUUAUUCAAUAAAGCUCCCAGAUCUCUCCCAUUCGAUAACUAUUUGUUUGUGUCUUAGAGAAAAAGAUAAAGUCCUUCACCAUGAAGAAUGAAGGAGGAGGUGGUUCAGGUGUAGCAAGUGCUGUGAAACCCACAAAUUUUGCGCUUCUUUCAGAAGGUUGUGUGUCGUAUAUUUUAUCACAAACCUCACCUCGCGAUGUGGGUAGAGCUUCUUCGAUUUCUAGGGGUUUCAAGUGUUUCGCUAAUUCCGACGCUGUUUGGGAGCGAUUUUUGCCGGCCGAUUACCUGGAGAUCAUUGCUCGAUCGGUUUCUCCGGUGGUUUACUCAUCCAAGAAAGAAUUGUACUUCCGUCUGUGUGAUUCGCCGAUCCUUCUGGAUGAUGGCAACUUGAGCUUCUACCUUAAUAAAAGGAAUGGGAAAAAAUGUUUUAUGCUAGGAGCACACGCGCUUUCAAUUGCGUGGCAAGACACUUUAGUUUUCUGGAGGUGGAGAUCUUUAACUGAAUCAAGGUUUUCAAAGGUAGCGGAGCUUUUAGCUGUGUGUUGGCUUGAAAUAAAGGGGAAUUUCAGAACAAAAAUGUUGACAUCAGCGACUAGUUAUGCAGCAUAUCUUGUGUAUAAAAUUGGAGAGAUCUCCCAUGGGCUUGACUUCACGGGGAAGACAUUGGUGAGACAUGUUGGUGGAGAUGAUGAUGAUGAUGACGUGGCGAAGACUACUGUUUACUUGAAACCACCAAAAACGGGUGGUGGUUUGCAGGAUGGGUGUAGAGAUGGGGAGGUGGUGAUGAUGAUGGGUGGGGGCCCACAGAGGCGGGUGGAUGGGUGGAUGGAGAUUGAGUUGGGGAGAUUUUAUAAUGGUGAGAAUGAGAUUGAUGAUGAAGUGAAGAUGUGUUUUAUGGAGACACGUGAGCUUCAUUGGAAAUCUGGACUCAUUGUUGAAGAAUCCAUAGAUACUAUCUUAGUAUAUUAUUAUGGAAGCAUCGAGAACACUACGACAGUAGUUUGGUUAGGCUACCCGGAGUGGACGUCUAUGAAGACGCGUGAUGCUGAUGUGGCAUGCCUGAAGACGCGUGAACACCGCCCCAAGGGCCGGUGUUCUUGGUGUGGCGUGAAUCGGAAGACGGAAGAAGACGGAGCUUUCUAUUGGUUGCUUCUUUUUUGCCCCCUAUUUCCGGUGGUUUUGCUUUUAAUCUAUCGAAUUUGA
This is a messenger RNA of Lactuca saligna, 1488 nucleotides long. The record is from the annotation of a GenBank genome assembly. NCBI's taxonomy places the organism in Eukaryota, Viridiplantae, Streptophyta, Magnoliopsida, Asterales, Asteraceae.